Periconia digitata is the source of this 2637-nucleotide messenger RNA. NCBI's taxonomy places the organism in Eukaryota, Fungi, Ascomycota, Dothideomycetes, Pleosporales, Periconiaceae. The record is from the annotation of a GenBank genome assembly.
AUGUUCUUUGGAACCCCCCACAUCGGCAGCGAUUUCGCGAGCUGGGGGGAUACAGCCGCGAGGUUCGUCAAGUUACUCAUGCCUGAGACCAACAGAAAAGUCUUGAAAGGCUUGAGAGAGAAUGACUGGGUAUUGAGCGACAUUGACCAGAGAUUCAGGGAUCUGGUUCUGGGAAUGGACGGUUCAAUGAAGAUUCAUUCUUUCCAGGAAGCGUGUGCAGCGAUAGGCGGUAAAAAGAUUGUCGAUGAUUCCUCCUCCGUCUUGGACCUGGGAGACAGGUUUGAAACUGUUGAAACCAUAUCUGCGAAUCACCGAGAAAUGAUCAAAUACAAGACCAGGAACGACGAAGGUUACCGGGCAGUUCAUAAAGUACUGAAGAACUUCCUGAGGGACUUAGAGUCCGGUCAGCUCGACGCAUCUGGUAUAGCAGAACUUCCGGCAAAUGAUGAAUCUCUAGGUCUCUUUACGCCUCCGGUUGAGCUCCCUGUGCCGAUCGAAGCUCAUCACAUCAUACCUCCUCGAAACAACGGUCCUUUCGUGGGACGAGAUGGAAUCAUGUCUGCUCUGAAUCAACUUCGAGAACAGACAGAAACACAUGCGCGCGCAGCGCUCGUAGGGCUGGGAGACUUUGGAAAAUCUGACAUCGCACUCCAAUACGCGCACCAUGUCAAAGAAUCCGAAUCGCACACUCAUAUCUUGUGGAUCCACGCUAGCAAUCCAACUGAGUUCAAGCGAGACCUCGAAGAUGCCGCAGAGAAGAUUCUGUCCCCGGAGAUGAGACAUUCGAAUAUGGAUCAUUUACAAUUGAUGCAUGAUUGGCUCAGUGAUGUUACAAAUGGGCAAUGGGUGAUGAUCUUAGACGGAGUAGACGACAGCAUUGAGCCGCUUGAGAGAUACAUCCCGUCUUCUUCGACCGGAACUGUCAUUGUGACAUCGAGAAACCGAGUAUCAGUAUCCAAUUUCGCUGGAUCACACGAGAACGUCAUCGAAGUUGGCCCGUUAGAAGUCGAAGAUGCGGUUGGUUUAUUCAAAUCAUGCGCGCCAUUCCUUGAGAUCUACCGCCCGGAAGUAAUCAAGGUCGUUUUGUCGGUCGACUGCAUGCCUUACGCGAUCCGUCAGGCCGGUGCCAGCAUCAAGGAAAGUGCUUCGCCUAUGCCAGUUGGGCUAUACGAUCUUCAACAAUUCAAAGAACAGAAGCAACACAUCCUAAAGCAACAGUGGAAAGAUCCCAAAGACGCUGGCAUGAAAAAGCAUUCGGUGCUGGAGACGUGGUUGGUGUCUUUUAAGUACAUUUUCAGCACUUGUACACCAGCGGCGGAUAUCCUCUCAUUGAUCAGCGUGUAUGGGGACGGUGAGAUUCCGACCUCGCUUUUCAAACCUAUCUUGAAAGAGGGAGAAGACCAAAUACCGAUCGAUCGGGCGCUCAGGCCAUUAUUAGACUUCUCGCUCAUCAAAAUGACGGAGGGUAGGAAUGCGGUCACAGUCCCCCAACUGGUGCGCCUUUCGGCAAACAUGUGGCUCGAACAGAGCGCUCGCCUGGAGGAGUGGAAAAAAGAAUCAAUUCGUAUCAUGGUAAAUGUAUACCCAAGUGGGGAAUACGGAACAUGGAAAACUUGCGAGGCCCUUAUCCAGCAUGCGACAGUGGUGAUCGAGCAUUCUAUCCGGGAUGGAGAAGAUGCACUCAACAAAGCCCAGAUCUGCCGCAAGCUAGGGAGAUUUUUCAUUCUCAAGAAGAAGUUCAGCGUCGCAGAAGAUUACCUGCAUAGAGAAGUCGGAUACUUGGUAGACGUGAAAGGCCCUAGCGAUGAUGAGACGCUCUCACGUUUGCAAGAUUUCGGUCACAUACUCCGGGUACAAGAAAAGUUUGCAGAAGCGGAAGAGACGUUUCGUCGUGUUAUACAGGGGUACGAAAGUAGACAUGGGCCGAAGCAUCCUACCACAUUUUACGCUAUUAGCCAUCUUGGAGAACUACUUAGCAACUCCGGUAGAUUCAGGGAAGCUGAAGAUAUGCUCCGAGAAGCAUUAAACGGAUUGAAGAAGCUUUCAGGUUAUGGUAAAGGUCACCCAGACACAUUUCCAUACAUUCUUCAUCUUGUAUUAGCUCUCAAAGAGAUGGGAGCCCUCGUUAAGGCGGAAAAGAAGUGGCGCCGUGCGGUCAAGAGUUUUGAAAAGAAGGCCGGACCCGAGCAUCCAAAGACUGUCGCAUGUCGCCACAAUCUGGGAAUUGCACUAGAAUGGCAGGAAAAAUACGAAGAUGCAGAGGUAAUCUACCAUGAGAUCCUCGAAAGACUGGCUAAGAGUCCCGUGACAUGGAACUUGCAGGCCGCAGACACUAUCGACAGGCUUGUUCCGUUGUUGUGGUCCCAGAAAAGGUAUGUCGAAGCCGAAACCCUCGCAUUUCAGGGGGUUGAGGUCAGACAACGAAUUCUUGGGAGUGAACAUCCACAGACUUUCAAGUCUCAGCACACUCUUUCUGCCACGUUUUAUUUGCAGGGGCGUGCGCAAGAAGCUAUCUCCAUGAUGAGAUGUUGCGUCGAAGAACAGGAAAAGGCUUUGGGGUCGGAUUUUCCAGAUGUAAUUUCUGCUCGUAGUAAGUUGAGUCGGUGGCAGGCGGAAGCAGCGGACACGAAAAGUUAG